Molecule: messenger RNA, 729 nt
Organism: Camelina sativa (false flax)
Lineage: Eukaryota; Viridiplantae; Streptophyta; Magnoliopsida; Brassicales; Brassicaceae
Source: RefSeq, a predicted model, not a curated record
AUGAUUGAUCUGACUCCUCUGCAAGAAGAAUUAUCCCAACCAGAUGAGAAACUAGAAGAAACCAAGUUAGAGAAACAUGAACUAACAAAUGAAGAAGUUAAAGAAGUUUCAUCUGCAUCACUUCCAAAGGAACUGGAAGGUGAGACCGUUGUUAAAGCCAAGAAGAUUGAAAACGAAGAACCAGCAGCAGUAGACAAUAUCCAGAAAAGUCUUGAGACUGUUGACUCAGUUGAAUCUCAUAGAUUAAUGCCAUCUUCUUCAGAGGAGACAAAGCAAGAACAUGGGGCUGUUUAUGAAAAGAUAGAAGAAGAAAAAGUGGAGGAAGUAUCGAUGGUCCAAAUAAAAAGUCAUGAGGAAGUUUCUAAGGCUGUCAAGGAGCAGACCAUAGAUGUGGAACCUUCUUUGACUGAAAAUUUCUCUAAAGAUCAGAAUCAGCCGGAGGAACAAGUAGAAGAGGCAUGGUCCAGAGAUGAACAAGAAAAGGGAAUCUCGAGGAACAUGGAAAAAGAAGAAGAAGAGGCCGAGACAAAGACAGAUGAAGAACCGAGGUUGGAUGUGACAGAGAAAAAUGAAUUAGAGACUGCAAAGACAGUUGUAGAAUACAUUGAGAUCGUCAAUAAUGAGGAAGCUUCAGCACAUGAAUCUAAAAUCUUGAAAAGAGAUGAUCAUCAGGGUGAGAAUGCAGAAUUAGUAGAAGCAAUCAAAAACUCAGGAGAAAAUCUCAAGUGA